Molecule: messenger RNA, 1256 nt
Organism: Linum trigynum
Lineage: Eukaryota; Viridiplantae; Streptophyta; Magnoliopsida; Malpighiales; Linaceae
Source: the annotation of a GenBank genome assembly
UAAGCUGUUGAGAUUAAUUAGGUUUCUGGGGAGCUCCAUGUUUAGUUUUUUUUUUUUUUUGUGUGGAUAGACUUGUGAUAGUUCAUUGUGAUUUAUUAGGGUUGGCAGUGUUAUAAUUGUGCUUAAUGAUGUUUUGCAGAGGACAGGCUUCGGUGAAGCUGUGAUCUUUUGCCCAUUAAUCUGGAAAUGGCAGAUUCAGGAGAAUCUCAACAGCCUGAACAAGUAUGCAGCUUUUUCAGAAAGCCAACUAAGGGGAAGAACAUCAGGAAGAGAGCAGUAGAAGACGAUGAUGCCGAGGAUCCAAAAACCGACAGCUCUUUCUUAAACAAUCAGAAGAAGUUUCAGUCUUCAAAGGAAAUUCAGGUACAAAAUGACAGUAGGGCAACAGCAACUCUGGAAACCGAGACAGACUUUGGAAGAGAUGCAAGGGCAAUACGUGAAAGAGCUCUUAAGAAAGCAGAGGAGGAUCUGAAGGGUAACAAACAGAUUUCUUCAUGCGGCAAUGAGAAGCUGUACAAAGGAAUUCAUGGGUAUACAGAUCACAAAGCUGGAUUUAGAAGAGAGCUAACAAUCGCAAGUGAGAAAGCUGGUGGAUCACAUGGGCCACUUAGGGCAUCUGCACACAUCAGGUUCUCAGCAAGGUUUGAUUAUCAGCCGGAUAUAUGUAAAGAUUACAAAGAGACCGGUUACUGUGGUUAUGGAGAUUCUUGCAAGUUUAUGCAUGAUCGAGGGGAUUACAAGUCUGGAUGGCAAAUGGAGAAUGAGUGGGAUGAGGCAGAGAAGGCAAGGAAGAGGAAAUUAGCUAUGGGUGCGUUGGCCAAGGAGGAAGGUGAAUUUGAUGAAGCCAAUGAUGAUGACGACGAUGAUGACGAGGAUGCAAUGCCAUUUGCAUGUUUCAUUUGUAGGGAGCCUUUUGAAGAUCCUGUUGUGACCAAGUGCAAGCAUUACUUCUGUGAACAUUGUGCUCUAAAGCAUCAUUCCAAGAACAAGAAAUGCUUCGUCUGCAACAAGCCGACGCUGGGUAUUUUCAACACUGCUCAUGAAAUACGCAAGAGGAUGGAAGAGGCGAACAAAUGAUCAUGCUGGCUUGCUGCAGAUGCUGUAUCGGCUGAUCACUUUUUGAGUCCCUGACACGGGCUGUUGCAUCUUCCCGGCUCAUGACACUUCGAGCAAUUUCAUUUUAAGAGAGUUAUUAGUGAUCUAGUAUGACACCAUCGCAUUGCGAGUAUACCAUGUAAUCAAAAAGUUGAUCUGCA